CACACUUGUGGAUGCUGGAGGCCUGUGAGCUCCCUGGUCCCCUCACCCGGCAUUGGAGCGACACGGAGUGGUGGCCUCUGAGAGGGACCCAAUUCCUUCCUACCCUUGCUGCUCGCGAUCCCGCCAUGGAGACGCUGUCUCAGGAUUCCUUGCUGGAAUGUCAGAUCUGCUUCAACUACUACAGCCCGAGGCGGAGGCCCAAGCUGCUGGACUGCAAGCACACGUGCUGUUCUGUGUGCCUGCAGCAGAUGAGGACAAGCCAGAAGGAUGUGCGGUGCCCCUGGUGCCGGGGCGUCACCAAGCUGCCCCCUGGCUUCUCCGUGUCACAGCUCCCCGAUGACCCGGAAGUCCUGGCCGUCAUUGCCAUUCCGCACACUUCCGAGCACACCCCAGUCUUCAUCAAACUUCCCAGCAACGGGUGCUACAUGCUGCCGCUGCCCAUCUCCAAGGAGCGGGCGCUACUGCCAGGAGACAUGGGCUGCCGCCUGCUGCCCGGGAGCCAGCAGAAGGGCCUCACCGUGGUGACCAUCCCCAGCGAGCAGCAGCCUCUGCAGGGCGGUGCCACCCCGGAAGCGGCCGAGGAGGAGCCCGACCGGCGGGGCGUGGUGAAGAGCUCCACCUGGUCGGGGGUGUGCACUGUCAUCCUGGUGGCCUGUGUCUUGGUCUUCCUUCUGGGCAUCGUGCUGCACAACAUGUCUUGCAUUUCUAAGCGCUUCACCGUGAUAUCCUGCGGCUGAAGCGGGUGCAGUGGAGGCUCUGGUGG
This is a messenger RNA of Ochotona curzoniae (black-lipped pika), 763 nucleotides long. RefSeq names its product ring finger protein 152 (gene RNF152). The coding region runs from base 12 to 737 and encodes 241 amino acids. The transcript has a single exon. The record is from RefSeq and is a predicted model, not a curated record. Gene Ontology annotation, cellular component: lysosomal membrane; lysosome. Gene Ontology annotation, biological process: protein polyubiquitination; positive regulation of autophagy; negative regulation of TORC1 signaling. Gene Ontology annotation, molecular function: ubiquitin protein ligase activity. Lineage: Eukaryota; Metazoa; Chordata; Mammalia; Lagomorpha; Ochotonidae.